GAUGCAGCCGCCCUCGCGAGGAUCGUUGCCGUCGGGAAGGGCAAGGCAGCAGCGCCAGUUGGUCGGCGGUACUUGCCUCCAGCUACAACAGGGGAGCAGGAUGAAGGAAGGCUGGGAGGGGGGCGAAAUUGGGGGAGGGGGGGGGGGGGGGGGCGAGGCGGGGAGAGGGCGAGGGAGCACCUCUGGGCCAGAGCGACCGGUGGGGGGCCUCACUGCAGCGAGCAGCACCUCGGCUCCCUGCCCUUCUGCUUCGCGACCUUCGGCCUGGAGUGGCCGUCCGUCUCGUCGGCCAGCGCCUCGCCGCCGCCAGCGCCCUCUGGGCCCAGCAGCCUCUCCGCCUCGGCGGCCGCCACGGCGGGCCCCGGCGCCGCGCGCCACUUGCAGGGGACCCCGCCUCGCUCGGGCAGCGGCGGCAUCGCCCCGCCGCACACGGCGUCGUCCGGCGCGGCAGCGCCCGCGGGGCUCCAGGCGGCGCUCGCGCCCGGCUGCUCCCCGAGCGCGGGGCGCGGCAGCCGGGUGGAGUCUGGGGCGGUCUGCGCCUGGCCGCAGCACCGCAGCACCCCGCAGAGCCAGCCACCGCCGCCCGCGGCGACGCGGAAGGGCGCGGCGAGGCCGUAGCUGGCCCGGAGCCGCUGGGGCUCCAGCUCGAGGGGCCGCUCCCGCACCGCCGCGGGGGGCCCGCUGGCCGCCCGCGGGAGGUGCCCGAAGUCCACGCCGUCGAUGGCCAGGGUGGCCUCCGAGACCUCCCUGGAUCGGAGAUCGGCGUGGACGAGGCACUCGCUGGCGUAGGGCAGCCUCUCCGCCACGACGCUCCUGGAGUCCAGCGGGGAAAAGAAGCGGUCGCUCUCGAAGACCUCCCACUCUAUGGACUUAUGGCCCUGCAGCCACUGGAUCUGCAUGUCCAGAAGCCAUCCUGUGGGGAAUGCAUGUCCUCCGGCUUGGCCUCGACCAAGACGUCGUCGUCGACGACGAGAACGUGCGUCUUGGCGUGCUUCCUGUGCAGCUCGACCACAUGGACCGCGAAGGGCCCCAGCUGGAACUCCCACCGCUUGCUCGCCCUAGCGCCCCACGCCUUGAACUCUGGCAAGCCACCGAAGCCUCCGAGGGCCUCCGACCCCGCCUCGUGGGCGAAGCUGCCGCUGGGCACGGCCGCCAGCUCGUGCCCCAGGAAGCUCCGGAGCGCGGCGUCGCCGCGGUCGCAGCGCACCGUCCUGCGGUCCCUGGACACCGAGAAGGAGACCUUGGGGGCCCCAAGACCGAAUGGAGACAGACCGCGGCUGUGACCUCGGAACCCCAGAGCACCUCACCGCACGGCCCGUCACCGCACGGUCUUGGGACCCUGGAGGCCCUGGCCGCCCGAGACACCCUCGGAGAACGACCUCGAGUCCCACAACCGUGCGAUGGCCCCGAACCCCCACUGACUCACCACGCGGCGUGGUCACCGCACCGUCUGGGGGGCCCCCGAGGAGCCAGCCGCUGCCGCCGCCCGCGGCGACCUGGAAAGGCCCUGAGCCGAGUCCCAACACCGCGCGGCCACCCCGACUCCCCGCUGACUCACCACGCGGCGCGGUCGCCACACCGUCUGGGCAUCCCCGAAGACCGCCGGGCCCGCCCCCUCCGCCUGGGCGGCGCCGCCGCUGGGCCUCGCCGGCGGCGGCGUGGGCCUGCAGAAGCAGUGCGUCACGGGCCGCCCGUCCAGGCGCAGCGCCGCGGCCUGGGGCCGGCUCUGCGGGACGCAGAGCGACAGCGUGCGCGCGGGCGCCGCGACCGGGCCCCGGCUGCCCGCCCGGCGGACGUGGCCGGGCUCCACGCGGGGGUACACCACGCGCUCGCCGUCGGGCAUGGUGGCGAGCACCGUGAGGGAGCCGUCCUCCUCGCUGCGGCCCAGGACGGCGCAGCUGUGCCAGCGCAGGAGGUCCCCGUGCGCGGGCCGCAUCUCGUGGAAGCCGGGGCGGUGGAGGCCCUCCACCUCGCCGUCGAAGGCGAGCUCCCAGUGGAAGUCCAGCUCCAGGUGGGCCUUCUCGACGAAGGGGACCCCGGGGAAGACCUGCUCGUUGUCGACGGCAACGCUCACCAGCGGCUCCGCAGAUCCCCUCGACGAGGAAUCGAUACAGACCCGGAUGUUCAUGACCCUCGAGCUCGCGCUCGUGGCUCUCCCGACCCGCACCCUCCAUAUGUCAGCUCCUCCUGGGAACGCCUGUGGAGCACAGAGUCGCCCCCGAGGUCCCGAUAGGCGAAUUCCAGCACCGCGAAGUCCCCUCGGGCUGGGCGGCCGGGGGCGGCGCCAUGGGCGCGGGGUCCCGGCGAGGGCGCGUUCCCCGCCUCGGUCACGCGGCGCGCCGCGCCCCGCCUGGAGGCCGAAGCCGAGGCGGCCCGAGCCAGUGGCUCUGGAG
Prorocentrum cordatum is the source of this 2393-nucleotide messenger RNA. Lineage: Eukaryota; Dinophyceae; Prorocentrales; Prorocentraceae. The record is from the annotation of a GenBank genome assembly.